AUGGGGUCUGAGGCAAGAAUGAAGGGUUUGCAUUUGUUUUUCAUCUUCUUCACUCUGUUGGUGGUGGCGUUUGUUCAAUUCCCAGUUGAAGCUGCUCCUCCGGCUGGCCCCUUGAUAAAGCAUGUUUCCUCACUGCUCAAAUGGACCAGGACUUCAUCAAAGCUACCUCAAUCUGAUGGCAAUGUGUUACAAUUCGAAGAUGGUUACCUAGUUGAAACUGUUGCACGAGGCAAUGAACUUGGGGUUAUGCCUUACAAAAUUCGUGUCUCGCACGAUGGUGAACUUUUUGCUGUGGAUGCAGAUAAGAGCAACAUUGUCAAAAUUACUCCUCCCUUGUCUCAAUACAGCAGAGGAAGAUUGGUUGCGGGAUCAUUUCAGGGUUAUACAGGGCAUGUGGAUGGAAAGCCGAACGAAGCUCGUUUCAGUCACCCGAAAGGAGUCACCAUGGAUGAUAAAGGAAACGUAUAUGUGGCGGAUACUUCAAACCUUGCCAUUCGCAAGAUAGGAGAAUCAGGUGUGACAACUAUAGCUGGGGGAAAAUCGAAUGUUCCGGGAUACAGGGAUGGGCCAAGUGAAGAUGCAAAAUUCUCAUCUGACUUUGAUGUGAUUUAUGUUCGCUCUACCUGUUCAUUACUAGUUGUUGACAGAGGAAAUGCUGCUCUUAGGCAAAUCUCCCUUGCGCAAGAGGAUUGUGAUUAUCGAUACAGCUCAGUUUCAGCCACAGAUAUUCUGAUGGUUAUUGGUGCUGUUGUGAUCGGAUAUGUGUCUUCCAUGCUCCAACAGGGAUUUGGCUCAUCAUUCCUUCCCAAAAUGGCAGGCCCAUCAAAGAAUGAGAAGGUACCCAGUCAAUUGGCGGAACCUGUGAAAGAGGAUCAAGAAGCAGUAUGGCCAUCUUUUGGACAGCUUCUCUCAGAUCUGUCGAAACUGGCAUUUGAAGCACUGGGCAACAUCUUAGUAUACAUCAUGCCUUUUCGAUCUGAGCACAAUAGUUCAAGGAAUGGCCUCACUCCGUUGAAAGAUUCUUUGAUCAUGCCUGAAGAUGAAGCCGAGCCCCAGGUCAAAUCAGUUCAAAAGCAGAGAACUCCUGCCCCGAUGUCAGAAAGCAGACAUGCUUUUACACCAACAGUUGGCGAUAAAUCCUCCGAAGUCAAGCCCCCAAAGAUCAGGUCAAGCAGCUUAAAAGAUCCCUCAUUGUCCACCAAACACAAGUCUUCUAGACGACAAGAAUACUCUGAAUAUUAUGCAUCUGGUGAGGUUCCUCCGUAUACCCAAGUGAGGACCAAGAGUCAGAAGGAAAGAACAAAGCAUCGACAUAGGGAUAAGAGCGGAGAGGUUACAGGGUCGAGCAUAGUGGAGCCGAAGGCUGGUGAAAGUAAGCCUGCCGACUACGGCGACGCAAAGUAUGAUCAUUACAAUAUGAGGAGUAAGUAUGGGGAUGCAUUUCGUUUUCAAGGAAGCAUGGGGUGUGCUGGAUCAUCACAGAGCAAAGGAGAUGGCACAGGGACAGUGAAAAAGAUCCGAAAGCCUAAACCUUGGAAACAUCCUCAGCCCAUAACCAAGAGUCAGUUAGUGCAGCUGCGAGAAGAGUUUUGGGACACUGCUCCUCAUUAUGGAGGAAGAAAAGGUAAUGAUGGAUUGAGAUUUUCGCUUUCUGGGAAUGUAUGCAUUGUUACGGCGAUAUUCUGA
Messenger RNA from Oldenlandia corymbosa var. corymbosa, 1686 nucleotides. The record is from the annotation of a GenBank genome assembly. Lineage: Eukaryota; Viridiplantae; Streptophyta; Magnoliopsida; Gentianales; Rubiaceae.